This is a messenger RNA of Drosophila kikkawai, 495 nucleotides long. RefSeq names its product protein midgut expression 1. The record is from RefSeq and is a predicted model, not a curated record. NCBI's taxonomy places the organism in Eukaryota, Metazoa, Arthropoda, Insecta, Diptera, Drosophilidae.
GUCAUUUUACCCCCGAGCAUAUGGCCAAGUAUCCCAAUGAGAUUUCAGUCAUAAUUCUCGUUAAAAAAGUUUUGAACAAAAAUUUACAUACAAAGAAAAAAUCGAUUGUACAAAAAGAUGUGUUUGCGGCUAUUGGGAAGUUGUCUCUGUUGCUGCUGCCAAUUGGGGUUGAAAUUGCUGUGCCUAUUAGUCUUUUCCGUCUUCGGAGUACUACUCAUAGCGGCACUAGUCGUGUACUUUUGUUUCUUCCACAACAAAUCGGAAAAGACGACAACAUUGGAUGAUACUAGCACUCUUAAAAUGGAAACCCCAAAAUUAUUCAAAGUAUUACUUCACCGACUAGUAGACAGAAUUUAAGAUACCUCAGUUGAAACUGAGAAUUAUAAGAGAUUAUGACUAGAAAGAAUUAUGACUGGAAAAUUCAAUACCUGGAAAUUAUAUAUAAAUAAUAUUAAUAACCGAUUUUAAUAAAAAUUUUAAGAGUUCUUAUCCCAA